Molecule: messenger RNA, 1351 nt
Organism: Cryptomeria japonica (Japanese cedar)
Lineage: Eukaryota; Viridiplantae; Streptophyta; Pinopsida; Cupressales; Cupressaceae
Product: peroxidase 4
Exons: 4
Coding region: 105-1085 (326 amino acids)
Biological process (GO): hydrogen peroxide catabolic process; response to oxidative stress
Molecular function (GO): peroxidase activity; heme binding
Source: RefSeq, a predicted model, not a curated record
CCAUAAGUUUUAUAGUUAGAAUAGAUUGAUUCAACUGUAUUAAAUAGAUGUGAAGAAACUCUCUGUUCUACUUGUAGAUCUUAGCGUUUUUUCUUAUUCACACCAUGGCUAGUGCUGUAAGCUUUUAUUUUAUUCUACUGUUGGUGUUGUGCUUGUUGGUAACUGCCAAGGCAAGUGAUGCAGGAUCCUUGAAGCCUGAUUACUAUCUGUGCAAUUGUCCAGAGGCUGAGGCCAUUAUUUUUAGUGGGGUGCAAAAAGCUGUAGCUCAAGAACCUCGCAUGGCUGCUUCUCUUCUUCGUCUUCACUUUCAUGACUGUUUUGUUAACGGUUGUGAUGCUUCAGUAUUGUUGGAUGACACACCAACUCUGACAGGAGAGAAGACUGCAGCUCCUAAUGCAAACUCACUUCGGGGAUUUGAAGUGAUAGAUUCCAUCAAAGCAGAGCUUGAGUUUGCAUGCCCUGGAAUUGUUUCAUGUGCUGACAUCCUUGCAAUUGCAGCUAGAGAUUCAGUUCUUCUGACAGGAGGGCCAGUUUGGCAGGUGCAAUUGGGAAGAAGGGACAGCAGAACAGCCAACAAAGCACUAGCAAAUACCAGCAUACCAGCUCCUACUUCAAAUGUUCCAAAACUCAUUCAAAAGUUUCAAAAUGUAGGCCUCACUCGAGAAGAUAUGGUUACAUUAUCAGGUGCUCAUACAAUAGGCAAGGCAAGAUGUGCCACAUUCAAUGCUAGACUUCAGAAUCAGCCAGAUCCUACACUUGAAAAGCUAUUGCUUACAUCUCUGCAAAUGCUCUGCUUGAAUGGGUUUUCCAACAACAGCAAUGCUGUAGCUAAUCUAGAUUUACAGACUCCUAUCAUUUUUGACAACAAGUACUACAAAAACCUGCUUUCUGGUGAAGGUAUUCUGAUGUCUGACCAAGUACUUUAUUCAAGUGGGGGGAGCACAGAAGCAUUGGUUAAAUUUUACACUGAAAAUCAAAAAGCAUUCUUUGAGAACUUCAAGGUAUCCAUGAUAAAGAUGGGCAAUAUCCAACCUUUACUUGGGAAAGAUGGGGAGAUACGCCAUAAUUGCCGUUUUCCUAAUUGAGAGUAAUGGUUUAUUUAGAUUUAUAUGGUGAUAACUGUUUAUUUAUGUCUUACAGACAUAUAGUUACAGUUGUAUGCUGCUACUGCUAUGAAGGUUGUGCAUCUAAGAUAAUAAUAGUUAUGAUUUCGGUAGGGUGUAUAUAGGAGUAUUGUGAUGUUAGGUAUUCAUAGGAGCUACCAUUAUGUAUGAGAGGUGUUCAAGAGUUCAUUUGUAUAUGGUAUUAGUUUUCUUACAAAUAAGGAUUUAAGAAUAUAUAUUUUAUGAGA